Lytechinus pictus (painted urchin) is the source of this 2654-nucleotide messenger RNA. RefSeq names its product centrosomal protein 15-like. NCBI's taxonomy places the organism in Eukaryota, Metazoa, Echinodermata, Echinoidea, Temnopleuroida, Toxopneustidae. The transcript has 4 exons. The record is from RefSeq and is a predicted model, not a curated record. The coding region runs from base 102 to 449 and encodes 115 amino acids.
ACGCCCAUUAUGAGAUAAAAUUGUAAACAAGGUUUACUCUGCACCGCUACUGACCGUUUUAGACUUUUUGUGAUCUAUUUCAUACGCGUUGAAACUGAAGGAUGGAAGUACAAUGGCUAGAAAAGGAGAUCGAAUUGAACAUGAAACACGAAGAUAUAGUAUCCAGAAGAGAGUUUCUUUUACAAAAGUCAACAGAGAAUCUCAACAAUCAAGAAGUAUUCCAGUCUUCUGCUGCAAGUUAUAGGAGCAGAGCGACCAAGAGAAAUAAAAAACUACUUCAGGAUAUAGACAAAUGUAAAGAAAGCAUCAAGAAAAGCUUGGGGAAGCCACAACCUACUGAGCUUGUUACUUUAAAGGAGAAAUACUGGGCCAUGAUUGAAGAGGAAUUACCCGCGUGGAAGUCAGAUGUGAAAUCGGCGAGAAAGAGUAAUCCAUCCAGUGCUAGAUGAUUAAAUAUUCUUAUCUUUCCUUGGGGAGUUUGUGCAAUAGCCAAUACAUUGAAUCCAUCCAUCAGAUAAUUCUAUAUUACGAGAAUUCAGGCUUUAUUAUGUAACUAUGUGUAUGCCUGCUCGGAAUUAGUCUUUGUCAUAUAUAUCAUAUUCACCUUGAAAUUAUCUGAUAUGAAUGAUUGAUAUUGAUAAAGAACACUCUUAUUCUCAUUAUAGUGUGCCAUCAGUGUGCCAUAACCAUUUUGUUUGUACAGUUAGCCCUGUGAAAAAACCCACAAUUAAAUCAAUCGCCCAAAGUAUUACAAAACGAAAAUCUAUUUGCUGUUGCAACCCCUACUGUUAUGAGAAAAUCUACUCCAAACCGUGUAGGCCUACAAAUAUGCAAUCAUAAAAUAAUGAUUUUAUGUUAGAGUGUCUGAAAUCAAAUUUUUGUUAGGCCUUUUUUGUACAUUAAAUGAAAAAAAAAUGUGGAUAGAUUUUUAGCAGUGUAUGUUUGUUUUGUGCACAUGAAAGUUAGGAUAGCAUUAUUUGGGUGUAACAAAAUCAUAUCUUCUUUUGUCAUAUUAAUGUGAUGGAAAUAUGUAUUUGGUAGACAGAUUGUUAAUUGUUGAAAUGAAUUAAUAAUUGAAAUAUUGAAUUUGUCUAAGAAUUGUAUACCUUUUUUGUUAAGAAAUACAAUAGAAACAAGAUGCAUAUACACACAGUACUUCUUUUGAUAGUCAGGAUCAUUAAGACUGAAUAUGGUGUUAAUAUGCAUGUACAUAUAUUUGGAGGUUAUGGCUAUGCUCAUAUUGUUCAGUCAUCUUGAAUUUCAGCAUUGACCUCAUUCGUUAUGACGAUAGGUAUGAUGCCAGUUGACAACUUAAGAUUCCAAAGAACAUCCGGGAAAACCGAAGUUGAGAUGUAUAAAGCAUGUGUACGGGGAUGAUUUUCUUGUCAUGUCUGAACACUAUACACCCCAGUAUGAGGUAUAUGAGGACCUGGUAGGAAUGUAUUCCUUGAAAUGUAGAGCACCUAACAGGGACUCUCAAGCUCAUUAUGUGGCAUUUAUUGUAGAGCGCUUGGAUACUUCUUCCGGUACAUAUAUAUAAUUAUGAAGUAUAGUCAUUGUCUUAUGAUCCAUGAAUGUUAAUGUAAAAGCAAGUUCUUUCACAAGUGGCCACCAAUAAACAGCAAACUCAAAUAAGUUGCCCUGUUAAUGUGCUAAGAAUGAAACAGCUCACUUAACAUUUCAUUGUCUGGUGAAUAUCUUUCACUUUGGCAAGGUUUGAAUGUGCAAGAGUCCAAUGCGCAAAGUUAAGUGUACUAGACUUGAAAUAAGAAAUGUAGGUUACCAGAUAAUUGAUCAUUGGUAAAGGGUUAGUCUAUCUUUAUAUUAAGUUGGUUUUAAAGGAAUCAGAAUAAUUGAAGGAUCGGCAAAAACUUUACUCUUUUCACAGUUUGAUUAUGCGGUGUCGCAUGCUUCAUAUGCAGUGUGCCUUAAUAUGAAAUAAAUUGCAUUUUUUCUAUGGAUCAUGUCUUCAUGAUGAAUUCAUUAUUUGUUUUAUUUUUUUCAUAGAAGCACUGUGACCCAGUUCUCAUUUACUUUCUUGAACUUGUUUCCCCCAUAAACCAGUUUAGGGUAUCAGUUUAGAAGACUGCUUCAUGAGCAUUCUCAUCACCAUCUCCUGAACUGGUUUUCAGAACCACUUCAUGUAAAGUGGUCUUGUUGCGAUAGGAAUGUUCUCAGUGGAGUCACAUGUUUCGCGUGAAAUUUGAAACCAAAUUUCAUGUUAAAAGUAAAAUUAUUUACACUUUACAGGAAAAAAAUGGACAUGAUAUUUAUACAGUACAAUUGUAGUAAAAUAUAUAAAACUGAUGUUACGAAAAUAUAAAACAUUUCAAAAUCACAACUAAUUGGUUUGGAUCUUUUAUUUCGCUUUUAUUAGAAACGUGUUGGGAGCAGGUGCACUAAACUUAAAUCAAAUAGACUCACAGAUAUAAAUUGUGAUGAAAUGACAAUCUUUAUUUUUAGAAUACAUUCAAAUAUUCUUACUACCAUUGAGGGUCAUAGUCAUUCACAAAUUACAUGGAUAAAAAUUGGGGUGAUGUUAAGUUGGUUUCAAUAAAAGAAAACAAACAUGAUUGAGGUUUGGCAAAAAUUUACGUCGCAUGCAAGGUUCCCCUCCAUACAGUGAAUCACAAACUUAAAUUGCAGUUUUUAAC